UGGAGAACAAGAUCAGAGUGAGAGGGUCUUAAAAGUGGAAACUUACUGUUUGUCAGUUUACAAGAACCUGGACAAUGGCUUAUUUCAGGAAGAUGGAUGUCAUCAAUGUCACUGCUUUGCCAGUGGUACCAGUGGAUGAGCACCCGGCUUUCUCACUCGUCGCACAGAAUGCCCUGAGGAAGAAUAUGAAAGAGAGUCCACCCUCGUGCUUUAUUGGCUCCAUCCACCAGGUGAACCAGAAGAUUACUGGGAUAGAUCUGCGCUCCAGUGCGUUGGACAACAGUCUGGGAACUGAGACAUUUGAGUUGGAGAAGACGGCUUUUAAAGAGAAAAGUCACGGAGGCUCGGGAGACAGAGGCAAAAGUCAAAGAACGUCAAAGUACACUUGCAGCGGCUCAGAAUCCAGGAAUGUCAAAUCUUUCUUUAUUAAAAGGAAAAUAGCAGAUAAAAAUCUGCUGGCAGAGCUGUACCAGUACCCGCAGUUUAACAGCUCUAGGCCAAACGAUCUUCCCAAUGGGGUGGACUUCUGUGAUAUGGUUGGCAAUGUGGUUCGGUCUGAAAGAAACCCCGUCACUGGCAAGUCUUUCUGUUCGGAUAAAGAAUUAGAGAAGUUUCUCUCUUCUCCUUCUCUAGCAGCCAUAUGGCUGGAUAGCUUCUGGUGGAUCUUUCAUGAAAGGUACCAGCCAAACAGGGAGAUCCAGAAUAAGUUGUUCGACCGGAUAUCCCUACACUACGCUUUUCUUUUGUUUCGUGAAUCCAGGUCCCACUAUGAAGAGGCUAUUUUAAAGAGAUUGCCGUCACUUCUGAGUAAAGCCCUGUACACAAGCUUCUGUUGCUGCUUCCCACAGUCGUGGUUCGACACACACGAAGUCAAGUCUGACCUCUGUAACACGAUGAGCCUGUGGAUUGCAGGUAUAUACCCUUGCCCACAGAAUUAUAACAGUUGGGACUACUCGGAACUGGAUCCAGAGGGAUUCUGGAGACAAGAAUUAAUGUUGCAGAGAAGAAAACUGAUAAAGGACGGUUAUUGUCAGACUUCGAUCUUGAAGAAAAGUACACAAUUCAAGUGGAUAUCAAAAGCAAGAUAUGAGAAUAUGUUUCCUGAGAAGUCUCACCCUGUCUGCAAAAGCCCUGAGAUAACUGCAAACCUCUUCAACCUUUAUGGGAAAAGCCCUCUGAUUGUGUACUUCCUCCAGAAGUAUGUCACCCUGCGGCAGCAUGGCCAAGAUGUGUUGAUUAUCAGGAGGGAGAAAACCAAGACCAUCCCUGAGUCCUGCCUGACCUACCGUGACGUCAUCAGCAUGACCCUGAACAACAUGAAGAAGCGGAGGUGUAUCCUCCAGCAGUUGAACCAGCUCUAUGGGAGUGAAUGGAAUUAUUUUGAUAAGUACCUAAAAGAACUUCAAGACAACUUCCUCAGGGACGUGAAGAAUAUCGACCAGAGAGAAAUAGAUAGAAGAAAGGCAAACCGCAUGGUCAUCCAACCUUCAACCGUCAUCGAGGAAGUCCCUGAAAAGAAAUCUACAGAAAUCCAUCAGAGGGAGAAUGGGUUUCUUUUAAGGAAGGGAAAGGAGGAAGAAGGGAGACAGAUUUUGAACUACUCUCACUUGUCACUUUCAAACUCGGAUGAAUUCUCUUCCUCAGGACAAGAAAGCUCCUCUGAAGUCGUUGAUACUUCUAAUUUCAAGUACAGUAGAACAACAACAGGAGAAAAAAGAGGUCACCAAGAAAUUGAAACCAACGUACAAAAAGAAAGUAUUCUUCCUCAGCUUCUCGCCUUCCAGCUCAACUGGAUGAAUCCUUGUCCAAGAAUUGGGAGAACUUUUUGGAUGAAGCCUAUGCAUGUUGUUGAAUUUAAUCUAAAACAAAAACUACAAACCAAACAAAAUAAUAAUAAUGCUGCAACACAUCUAGUCAUUUCUAGUCCAUGGGACAAAGAGUAUUGAAGUUCAUGUCUACCUGGGCCAAAGUCAGCAUUUAAAUUGAAGCUAAGUCACUUCAUUCACUCAUGCAUUUACUUACUAGUUCUUUUAUUUAUUUAUUUAUUUAUUGGGGAACACUGUGUCUCUCCAGGGACAUCAGCUCCAAGUCGCUGUCCCCCAACCUAGCCGUGGAGGGCUCAGUCACCAUCCCCAAUCUUUAGUUGCAGGGGGCACAGCCCACCACCCUAUGCAGGAAUCGAACUGGCAACCCUGCUGUCGAGAGCCAGUGCUCCAACCAACUGAGCCCUCCGGCCUCUCCUACUUACUUACUUGUUCUUUCAUUCACUUGUUUAAUAAUAACACCAUGGAAUGUAUAAUAUUACUAUGUAACAUAGCAAUAGUAAUCAUAGGCGACAUCAUUUAUUGAGUACUUACUAUGUGGUGAGUGCUCUGUUAAGUUCUUUUUCGACAUUAUCUUGGUUAACCCUCCUGGGGGCCCCCUGAAAUGCUACUGUUACUCCAUUCGUCCUUAGAGGACACUGGGGCUUGGAGAGAUUGAGCAAACCUUCACCGGGUGUCUAUUCUAUAUUAUUCCUGGACUAGUUCCUGUGCAUACAGAGAUGAAUAAAAACAGAGUCCCUGAACUUAAGGGGUUUACAGUCUGGAAGAAGGGUAGUAGGAUGUAGAAACCAAAAAGUGCAUGAAUGCUUUGCUCAAGAUCUGUGUGAACUCCAAGGAAAACCAAGUCAGAGAUACUUCACUGAGGCUCAGAGGUACAGGGGCCAGUGUGCAGAAGGAUCUGCAGCUGGGCUUACAGGCCCGGCUGGUAUCAUUUUGGCCUCAGAGCACAAGGGGGUGACCUGUUCUGUGUUAGAACAGUCUGCUUGGCACAGCUCAGAGGGAAGAAAUCAUGCAGAUGGCUGUUUGCGUGAACCAAGAAGCAAAUAAGUACAUCCUUGGGACCUACACUGUCUCCCACGGAUAUGCUUCUUCACUUGAACCCCGAGUGUAACUCUAGGUGACUCCCUUGGAGCAUAUCACCCAGGUAAAGGGAUGGAGGAAGGGGGAUAGGGAAGGAGCUCCAGCUUUGGCCCCAGAAAAUUCAGAGCUUUGAAUCCCUGUAGCUACGUGACUUGACCUUUCUGAGCUUGUUUUCUUGAAUGCAGAAAGGAAUGCCUGCCUAGGAGGGUAGUGUUGUUGUGAUGGUUAAAUGACAUACUUUAUGCAGAGUUCCUGGCAUAGCAUGUUCCACUUGGUAACUGCUACAAGCUAUUGUUGUUGUUGUUAUCACUGCUGUUAAAAAGUAUACUCUUCUGAAACCAGGCCCUGUUGAGCAUGUGGCAUGUAUAAGGCACCAUACGGCUCCAGUGACCAGAGCAUUCUCUCUUGCCUCCGGUUCGCCACCCAAGCCACAAUCAGCUCUUUAUUUGCAGUUCUUCUCAGGAGAAAUGCUCCCUCUCCUAUUUCUGGACCUUUUGCCUGUUACUGCUUUUGUACCUGGAUAUUCCUUCUCCCUCUUCCCUGUGAACUCCCUGCCUCGUUAAUUCCUGCUCUUCCUUCAGGACCCCGUGUAGAUGUCCCCUCCUCCAGAAAGCCUUCCCUGAUACACCACCAGCAAAGUUGACACUUGUGCCCCUCCUACGUGGUCCGAUGGGCUUUCCUGCACCCUCAGUAUGGUAGCAGUUACCACAGUGGAUAUAAAUGCCUAUUUACCUAUCUAUGUCUACCACUUGCCCCAACCCAGAAAGGAGGUGUCCUGAUUUUCUGGCCCAGGGCAAACUGCAUUGUUGUCUUUCAAGACAGUCCUUUGCACAGCACUUGGGUCCAACAUCAUCCCUGCACGGACCCUUUCCAAAAAUUACCGAGGACUCAUAACCAUAGGCCUCUCAGGAAGUUCAAGAUGAAAAGACCUGUCUCUGUUCUUUGUAAAUAUUAGAAGGGAAAAGUAUGGGAAAGAAUCCUUUGCCCUUUAUAAGGGGAGGGGCAGAGCAUCAAAGAGAACAGUUAACAAGCAUUUACUGUAAUGUGGGAUAAAGCAAAUGAGUAAUUGUGUGAUACUCCACUUCUGUCAUUCCCAAUGUUGCUGGGAACCAGUAUUCUCAGCAUGGAAGAAAGGAAAUUUAGAUGUUAAAUUGGAACAGGUGAAGUUAAAAUCCUACAGUCCUGGUUUGAAUUGAUUAUGAAUAGAGCAUGUAAGGGGGGAGGGACUUAGUUUCUUCUCUCUUUCCUUGUAACUGGUCACUUUUAUCAUCUUUUGAUUUCCUAUAGCACAAUCAUGGCUGUCCGAUAAUUUCUUUUAUUAUCUUGGAAGGUUAUUUAGAAUUGCAUAUUGCUAUUUAAUCUUUCAUAUUUGUUAACAACACUCUUAAGAACUUUGACCUUAUGUCAUUUUCCUGUAUCCUCCCUGAUUCCUAAACUUAGUCUGCCCUCAGUAGAUAGAUUUUAUUUUUCUCAUAUCUGAUGGAUGCCUUGCUGCUUGCUAAUUAUGAAUGGGCUCUCUUGUAACAUGUAUCUUUUUGCUUCAUAAAACUUUAGAUGUAUUUUGUAUUUACUAGUAUUUACUAAUUUCAUGGGGGUUUCUUUUUUGCUUUUUUGUUUUUUUAAGAUUUAAAAUUAUGGUGGAUACUCAGUGCAAUACUAGAGCCAACCAAUAAGCAGAGUCUUUGAUUUAACACUGUAACAGUUGUUUUAAGAUCUCAGGAUUCUGCAAGGCAUGGCUGUGUUCAUUAGAGUAAAAUGUGGUACAAGUAAUCCAUUUUCUUGGUCUCUUCCAUCUCCUCACUUAAUACCAAAACCAGGGGUUGGGGUCCAGGGGAAGGGGAACAAACUGCUAAAAUAGGUUGCUACCACCUAUAUCUCUAAACAGCACAGUAACCCAUCAUCUAUUUAUAGAUUAAAAGAGACUUAAAAGGCAUCAAUAAAUUGCAACAUGUAUAUAAUUUUUUGGAUACCAGUUGAAACCAACUUAAAAAAAUACGGCAUUUAUGAGACAAUCGGACAUUUGAGUGCUGCGUGGAUAUUUGAUAUUAAAAUUAUUAUUAAUGUUUAGGAGUGAUAAUGGUAUUAUGGUUAUGUUUUAAACAAGAGUUCUUUUAGAGAAACAUACUGAAAUAGUUACAGAUGAAAUGAUAUGAUGUAUGGAAUUUACUUCAAGAUAAUAUGAGAGGAAGGAAGUAGAUGGAGGUUUAAAACAAGAUUGGGGACCGGCCCAGUGGCUCAGGCGGUUAGAGCUCCCUGCUCCUAACUCCGAAGGCUGCUGGUUCGAUUCCCACAUGGGCCAGUGGGCUCUCAACCACAACUCCUCGAGUCCUUCCAAGG
Messenger RNA from Rhinolophus ferrumequinum (greater horseshoe bat), 5240 nucleotides. RefSeq names its product family with sequence similarity 227 member A (gene FAM227A). NCBI's taxonomy places the organism in Eukaryota, Metazoa, Chordata, Mammalia, Chiroptera, Rhinolophidae. The transcript has 15 exons. The record is from RefSeq and is a predicted model, not a curated record. The coding region runs from base 75 to 1946 and encodes 623 amino acids.